Molecule: messenger RNA, 769 nt
Organism: Punctularia strigosozonata HHB-11173 SS5
Lineage: Eukaryota; Fungi; Basidiomycota; Agaricomycetes; Corticiales; Punctulariaceae
Exons: 3
Coding region: 44-553 (169 amino acids)
Source: RefSeq, a predicted model, not a curated record
CCAGCACUCGGGAGUCCUCCGAUAAACGUAUUCAAUUGUAAAAAUGAAGCUUCAACUCGCCUUCAUGUCACUCCUUGGCAUCGCCAUGGCCGCAAUCGUUCGCGAGGUUGGCGACGAGGACGCAUACGUUAUCUCGACGAAGGACCUCGGUGCCGACGGCAUCCUCACCGUCUACGGUAUCGUAGGCGAUGAUGCCCCGACUAACUCGGCCUCUCUUCAGGCCCGCCAGUGCGGCAGCAACGACGUUACCUGCUCCGGCUCCCACCAGGCCAUCGCGUCCGUGUGCAGCACGCUCAUCGGCCAGGUCUGCAAUAGUGGGGGCUCCGUAUCUGCCUCCCCGCGGAGCCUCUGCCUGUCGUCGUCCGGAAACCAGUGCUGCAUCAGCUGGUCGGCCAAUGUCGGCGCGUUUGCGGAGUUUGACCUGUGCACCGCCGCGCAGGACGUCCAGAACGAAUGUGCCGGGAACGCUGUCUCCGGAGUGGCGCGCAACGUCAAUCUUAACGGAGGUUGCGUAACCCAGUGCCUCAGUAACAGGGCCACGGGAUGUGCUUAAACGGUGCGGUCCCGAGUUUAGGCUAGUGAUCAAUCAGUGGAGUAAAUCAGGGUAUGGGCCUGCUUCCGAAGAAGGAACGGCAAUUAAGUAGACGUGAAAGUAAGUGAAUACACAACUCAGACAAAAUACGUGUACGCUCUGUUGGUGACGCACCUAUGCCCUUGUUGGUCGUUGUAGUCUUGACGAAUGCCUUAUUCGCGUAUUGUUCGAGCAUAC